AUCGAUACGCCCACUGAAGGACAUAGUUGACCCUACUGGCCGCGGGGCCGGUACAUCGGAAUCACAUGACUGCAUCACUUCUGGCUUCUGUACACAAACACAUAUUGGCUCGACUUUAGGUUUCCAAAAUGCUCGAUGGCGUGGUAUACACCCUCGAGAGACGAAGGACAUCUCCUAUGGAGGACCGCGGGGUGAUCGUUAACGUGGUGUCCUGGAUUUUACUUGUUGCGAUGGUCUUCGUUCUCUUUACACGUUUCGCAAUGAAGCUUGCAUGCUCUCCCAAGGGACGCAGAUUCGGAACGGACGAUAUUCUUAUUGGCUUUGCUGCUCUUUUCAGCGUUGGUCAGACGGCUGCUGUCUCGAUGGAAGCUAUUCAUGCUCUCGGACAGCAUAGGAGAGAUUUGACUCCUAAACAGCUGAGCAUCUAUCAGAAGUCUGAGUAUGCUGCAUGUAUACUCUACAUCGCCAACAUGGGAUGCGCGAGGCUCUCCAUGUGCUUUCUCAUCAGGAAGAUACUUCCAGGGUGUGCUGCGCGGUGGGCUGUCGUGAUUUUCGGGACCUUCUCUGCACUUUGGACUAUCGCAGGCGUCCUCGUCUCGGCAUUCCGCUGCAAACCCCCUAACGUGUGGGCAAAGAGUGGUGACCAGUGCAUUGAUAUUGUCAAGUUUGUCAAUUACACAGGCAUCUCGAAUAUUGUCGUGGAAAUAUUGCUGGUAUCAGUGCCCUUGUUUGUCUGGAAUCUGCGAACAACUGCGGGGAGAAGGGUAUCCGUCUCCGCCUGUUUCCUUUCGCGGCUCAGCAUUGUCGGGGCAGUAGCUGCGCAGCUCACAGUUUACAACAAGGUUGCUAGAACUGACGACAAAACUUAUGAAUACUGGCGAAGCACCAUUUGUGUCCAGGUGGCACAGAAUUUGUCCAUUAUUACAGCAUGCAUUCCUUGCUUACACCCAUUUAUCCUGAGCAUCUUAAACGGCUCCACGAAAACCGAUUCAUUACGCUUCGACCAAUGCCCAAGAAAAUGGAGUGUGAGGAAGAUAUUCGGGAAGGCCACGAUGCGCCCAAGAAACCACAAGUUCGAUUCUACAAGCUCUUACUCCUCGACAUUUCCUAUACAAUCAGAGAAGGACACGGAGUAUUGCAGGCCUCUCGCGACCCACGGUCUUGAUAGAUCAACUUCUCGGCUAGACGACCGCACGAAUGAUUUCACCCGCAUCCCGUACAAUGUUGCAACACCAAUACGAGGCUCGGAACCACCAGAGAACGUCUUCAAUCGCUCGAUCGAGAUUCCACGAUCUACAUCUCGCCCUCCGACGGUUCACUCCAAUAAGGACCCACUCACUUUCCCGGCUGUGAAGCCCGCACGUAGUAAAUCCCAAAAGUCAUUGCCCCCAAUACCUCCCAGAACUUUGGAGCAAGUUGGCGUACUACCAAUCAUAGAUUGGGAUAGCUCUCCGGAAGGUAGCUCAGAAGGUGAUUCGGGUCGUAACUCGUCUCGAGGGAAGAGGACCUCUUCAUACAUUUUCAAUAGAGAGACUGUGAUCAGCGUUCCGGAGGACAACAUGGCGAUGUUCGAGAAAGAAUAUUGGCGAAAAUACCCACCGCCGCCUAUGAGCGGGGAGAAAUGAAAUUCUUUCAAUAUAUUGUUUAUUCAACUUUUCUAUUUUCCAUCCUUGAAGAUACCAUAGACAAUUUCAACGUCGCGCGACUCACACGAGUUUGCAAAUACCACCACAUUAUCGAUCAACCUGAAUUGCUCAUCCCGAGUGAACCCA
Molecule: messenger RNA, 1772 nt
Organism: Aaosphaeria arxii CBS 175.79
Lineage: Eukaryota; Fungi; Ascomycota; Dothideomycetes; Pleosporales
Exons: 4
Coding region: 129-1625 (498 amino acids)
Source: RefSeq, a predicted model, not a curated record